AUGGGAGCCGGACGCUUUAUGAGCAGGCCGGUAACCCAGGAAGCAGGGGAACGCCGAGUUCUUACUUUUGAGGCAGACGGCGGGCAAAAAACCCUGACUCGCCAGGGAAAAGGCCGGUUCCAGGGACGCCUUAUGGGUAAAGUGGAUACGGCAACAGCAGUUCACAGUUCAUUUGCUACAACAACUUUUAACAACAGUGUGCUCACAUACUCUACUAACAGCUUGUCAACCAAAAAUAUAUAUGAAGAGAACAAAACUCCUUCACCUUCCUCAAACAUGAAAAACCAAAACCCUGAUUCUUUGACAGUUACAAAUAUUUCAUCUCACAAAAACUUGAUAGCUUCUACUAAUGAUGUACCAGAGCAAACUACAAAGAAAGAAACAGAUACGGAAAAUGGCAAAAAAGGGGAGGUUACUUGGUCUUCAAAAAAAGAAUCCUCAAGCAGAGAAACCCUAAAAAUACCAUCCAUGGACACUGAAACCUCCACUUCACCAACAACAAGAAUGUUUUCUUCUACUAUAGCCUUGAAAACAUCCAAAGGUUCUUUAACUACCACCACUCCUGUACUGUCUGUCUCUGGAAGAAUCACUAAUGAAGAAAAAGAAAUUAAUUCUGAAAGUAGAGCAGAAAAUGAAAACACACGAGAAAUAAUAAGCUCCAUAAGUCAAAGAACUUCAAAAUCUGCAAACUUACUUACACCAGUAGCAACCAUAACUUCUGCUGAAUCUACACAACAAGAGACAACAUUCUAUUCCACUAUUACUAUUCCAGAAGAGAGAGCAAGGUCUUCCAUCGGAACAACUGUACAAGUGACAAAAAGUAUGGCAAUGUCUACCACUCCAGAGGACUAUGCAAGCUCUAUAACAAUUAGUGGCAUGAGACUUUCUGAAAGUCCAUUUACCAAUGUGAAACCAACCCUGGAGACAAGCAGUUCAACAGCUACCAUGGCUCUCCAAGAGAUAACAUCCAAUGCGCCCAAAGAAUCUGCCAAUGUGUCACAUGACAUACAAAGUCACUCAGUCAACAAUAAUUUGGAAGAGAAAGAAACCACAUCCAACAUCAUAAGUUCAGGAAAAGCUGAAAGCACCCACACAGUUAUAAGCACCACACCUCUUGCAGCUUCAGAAUUGACAAGCAUUGCACAAACAACACACAAAAUAACAAUUUCAUCUGCUGAAUCCACCCAUCCAGAGAUUAUGUUUUCUGCAUCUAAAACAAACCCUGGAGAGAACACAAGCUCUUCCCAUGGUUCAAGAUCAGAUGUCACAACAAGUAUGGCAAUAUCAACUACUCCCCAGCACCAUGGAAGCUCUCAAGCUACUAGUAGAAACAAAGUCUCUGAAAGUCCAACCACAAAAGAAAGUCUAGUUACCAAGGUAGAACCAACCCUGGAGACAAGCAGUUCAACAGCCACCAUUACUCUCCAAGGGAUGACAUCCACUGUGCCCAAAGAAUCUGUGAAACAAACACAAGACAUACAAAGUUACUCAACCAACAAUAAUUUGGAAGAGACAGAAACCAUAUCAGUUAUCACCAUUUCUGCAAAAAAUACAACAAAUGUAAUUUCUGUUUCUGGAAGAGUCACUAAUAUGGAAAGAACAGAUGAUAAGGCUUAUGCAACCACUCAUGAGAACCAUGGCACUGUAGAUUCUGAAACAGAUAGGCAUAGAACUGCCACAAGCAGAGUGCGUUUUACUAGACCAGAAUUGUCCACACGUCUGUCCGCCAUAGCAUCCACCAUCCAGACACCACAAGAGCAUACAUCCUCUUCAUUUUCCACAAGACCAGAGAUGACAGCAACCACAUCAGUAAACAGCCAAUCUCAGGAAAUUCCAAGAACUGUGGCAAAUCCCCCAACAGUUUUUAAAACUCACUCAGCCUCAGAAGGACUAGGGUCAUCAUCCUCUGCAUCUUCACUUAUGUCACAACUCACAAGUGCAAGUGCUUUGUCUACUGAGAAAGAAAUCAACACUAUGAGCACAACAGAAAAUGAAAACGCACAAGAAAUAACAAGCUCCAAAAGCUUCGGCAGAACAACGACUUCUGCUGAAUCUACACAACAGGAGACAACAUUGUCUUCAACCAUUGCCAAGCUGGAAGAGAGUACAAGCUCUUCCAUUGGUACAACUUUACAUGUGAUGAAAAGUAUGGAAAUAUCCACCACUCCUAGGUAUGUUAUAAGCUCAAAAACAGCUAGUGUCAAUGAAUUUUCUAAAAGUCCAAUUACCAAUGUAAAACAGACCCUGGAGACAAGCAGUUCAACAGCCACCACUACUCUCCAUGAAAUGACAUCCACUGUGCUCACAGAAUCUGCCAAAAUUAUACAAGACAUUCAAAGUUACUCAACCACCAGCAAUUUGGAUGAUAAAGAUAGCUCAUCAAUCAUUGCUAUGAGUACAGGGGAAACUGAAAGCAACCACGCAAUUAUAAAUGCCACACCUCUUGCAACUUCAGAAUUGACAAGCAUUGCAGAAACAACACACAAAAUAACAAUCUCAUCUGCUGAAUCUACCCCUCCAGAGACUAUGUUUUCUGCAUUCAAAACAAGCCCUGGGGAGAACACAAACUCUUCCCGCAAUUUGAGAUCAGAUGUGACAACAAGUAUGGCAAUAUCAACUGCUCCCCAACAGCAUGGAAUCUCUCAAGCUACUAGUAGAAGCAAAGCCUCUGAAAGCCCAACCACAGAAGCAGCAUUCAGUACUGAGACAUUCACCAUCUCAGCUCAAGAGAAUACAUCCAAUGUCCGCUUUGAGCCUCCUAGGUACACAACACAACAAGCUGUUAAAAGUGUGCCAAGUACUAAUACAAUAGAAGCUAAUAAAAUCACUUCAUCUAUUUCAACACAAGAAACCACAAGUGGGGAAACCCUAAAAACACAGCCAAUGGAAAAAACCUCUGCCAUUACGACUACAACCACAACGUCCAAAGGUACUGAAACCUCCACUUUGCCAAAAACAAGAACCCUUUCUUCUGCUACUACAUUAAUGAAAACAUAUACAAGUCCUUUAAUUACCAUUCGAGAAAGGGAGACAAUAUCUGAAAUCAGUACAGAGUCUCCAAAGACUGCAACAAAGGUAAUUUCUGUUUCUGGAGGAAUUACUAAUCAGCAAAGAACAUAUGAUAAGACUUAUACAACCACUCUUGAGAGCCAUAGCACUGUAGCUUAUUCUGAAACAGAUAAGCAUAGAAGAUCCACAAGCAGAGUUAGUUUUACUACACCAGGAAUGUCCACACAUCUGUCAGCCAUCGUAUCCACCAUCCGCACACCACAUGAGAAUGCAACCUCUUCAGUUUCCACAAGACCAGAGAGGUCAGCAACCACUUCAGGACACAGCAAAUCCCAGGAAAUUCCAAUGACCAUGGUCAAGUCCCCAACAGUUUCUGAAAUUCACUCAACUUCACAAAACAUAGGGUCAUCAGCCUCUGCAUUUUCUUUUGUGACACAACACACAAGUGCAACGAUUUUGCCUACCGAGAAGGAAGUCAACACUGUGAGUACAGCAGGAAAUGAAACCCCAGAACAAGUAGCAAGCUCUACAAGCCUCAGAACUUCAAUGCCAGCCACCUUUGCAGAUACUACACACGUAUCAACAAUGACUACUGCUGAAUCUACACAGCAAAAGACUACAUUCUCUUCAACCCUAACUAGACUGGAAGAUAGCACAAGCUCUUCCAUCGCAACAUCUGUAGAUGUGACAAAAAGUAUGGCAAUAUCAACUGUUCCUAAAGGCGUUACAAGCUCUACAACAACUAGUGGCAUGGGACUCUCUGAAAGUCUAGUUACCAAGGUAGAACCAACCCUGGAGACAAGCAGUUCAACAGCCACCAUUACUCUCCAAGGGAUGACAUCCACUGUGCCCAAAGAAUCUAUGAAACAAACACAAGACAUACAAAGUUACUCAACCAACAAUAAUUUGGAAGAGACAGAAACCAUAUCAAUCAUCACCAGGUCUCCAAAUACUGCAACAAAUGUAAUUUCUGUUUCUGGAAGGGUCACUCAUAUGGAAAGAACAGAUGAUAAGGCUUAUGCAACCACUUAUGAGAACCAUGGCACUGUAGAUUUUUCUGAAACAACGUCCAAAGGUACUGAAACCUCCAGUUUGCCAAAAACAAGAACCCUUUCUUCUGCUACUACAUUACUGAAAACAUAUACAAGUCCUUUAAUUACCAUUCGAGAAAGGGAGACAAUCUCUGAAAUCAUUACAGAGUCUCCAAAGACUGCAACAAAGGUAAUUUCUGUUUCUGGAGGAAUUACUAAUCAGCAAAGAACAUAUGAUAAGACUUAUACAACCACUCUUGAGAGCCAUAGCACUAUAGCUUAUGCUGAAACAGAUAAGCAUAGAAGAACCACAAGCAGAGAGAGUUUUACUACACCAGAAAUGUCCACACAUCUGUCAGCCAUCAUAUCCACCAUCCGCAUACCACAUGAGAAUGCAAACUCUUCAGUUUCCACAAGACCAGAGAGGUCAGCAACCACUUCAGGACACAGCAAAUCCCAGGAAAUUCCAAUGACCAUGGUCAAUUCCCCAACAGUUUCUGAAAUUCACUCAACUUCACAAAACAUAGGGUCAUCAGCCUCUGCAUUUUCUUUUGUGACACAACACACAAGUGCAAGUGUUUUGCCUACUGAGAAGGAAGUCAACACUGUGAGUACAGCAGGAAAUGAAACCCCAGAACAAGUAACAAGCUCUACGAGCCUCAGAACUUCAAUGCCGGCCAUCUUUGCAGAUACUACACACGUAUCAACAAUGACUACUGCUGAAUCUACACAGCAAAAGACAACAUUCUCUUCAACCCUAACUAGACUGGAAGAUAGCACAAGCUCUUCCAUCGCAACAUCUGUAGAUGUGACAAAAAGUAUGGCAAUAUCAACUGUUCCUAAAGGCGUUACAAGCUCUACAACAACUAGUGGCAUGGGACUCUCUGAAAGUCUAGUUACCAAGGUAGAACCAACCCUGGAGACAAGCAGUUCAACAGCCACCAUUACUCUCAAAGGGAUGACAUCCACUGUGCCCAAAGAAUCUAUGAAACAAACACAAGACAUACAAAGUUACUCAACCAACAAUAAUUUGGAAGAGACAGAAACCAUAUCAAUCAUCACCAGGUCUCCAAAUACUGCAACAAAUGUAAUUUCUGUUUCUGGAAGGGACACUCAUAUGGAAAUAACAGAUGAUAAGGCUUAUGCAACCACUCAUGAGAACCAUGGCACUGUAGAUUAUUCUGAAACAAUGUCCAAAGGUACUGAAACCUCCAGUUUGCCAAAAACAAGAACCCUUUCUUCUGCUACUACAUUACUGAAAACAUAUACAAGUCCUUUAAUUACCAUUCGAGAAAGGGAGACAAUCUCUGAAAUCAGUACAGAGUCUCCAAAGACUGCAACAAAUGUCAUUUCUGUUUCUGGAGGAAUUACUAAUCAGCAAAGAACAUAUGAUAAGACUUAUACAACCACUCUUGAGAGCCAUAGCACGGUAGCUUAUUCUGAAACAGAUAAGCAUAGAAGAACCACAAGCAGAGUGAAUUUUACUACACCAGAAAUGUCCACACAUCUGUCAGCCAUCAUAUCCACCAUCAUCACACCACAUGAGAAUGCAACCUCUUCAGUUUCCACAAGACCAGAGAGGUCAGCAACCACUUCAGGACACAGCAAAUCCCAGGUUCCAAUGACCAUGGUCAAUUCCCCAACAGUUUCUGAAAUUCACUCAACUUCACAAAACAUAGGGUCAUCAGCCUCUGCAUUUUCUUUUGUGACACAACACACAAGUUCAACGGUUUUGCCUACCGAUAAGGAAGUCAACACUGUGAGUACAGCAGGAAAUGAAACCACAGAACAAGUAACAAGCUCUACAAGCCUCAGAACUUCAAUGCCGGCCACCUUUGCAGAUACUACACACGUAUCAACAAUGACUACUGCUGAAUCUACACAGCAAAAGACAACAUUCUCUUCAACCCUAACUAGACUGGAAGAUAGCACAAGCUCUUCCAUCGCAACAUCUGUAGAUGUGACAAAAAGUAUGACAAUAUCCACUGUUCCUAAGGGCGUUACAAGCUCUACAACAACUAGUGGCAUGGCACUCUCUGAAAGUCUAAUUACCAAGGUAGAACCAUCCAUGGAGAAAAGCAGUUCAACAGCCACCAUUACUCGCCAAGGGAUGACAUCCACUGUGCCCAAAGAAUCUAUGAAACAAACACAAGACAUACAAAGUUACUCAACCAACAAUCAUUUGGAAGAGACAGAAACCAUAUCAAUCAUCACCAGGUCUCCAAAUACUGCAACAAAUGUAAUUUCUGUUUCUGGAAGGGACACUCAUAUGGAAAUAACAGAUGAUAAGGCUUAUGCAACCACUCAUGAGAACCAUGGCACUGUAGAUUAUUCUGAAACAAUGUCCAAAGGUACUGAAACCUCCAGUUUGCCAAAAACAAGAACCCUUUCUUCUGCUACUACAUUACUGAAAACAUAUACAAGUCCUUUAAUUACCAUUCGAGAAAGGGAGACAAUCUCUGAAAUCAGUACAGAGUCUCCAAAGACUGCAACAAAUGUCAUUUCUGUUUCUGGAGGAAUUACUAAUCAGCAAAGAACAUAUGAUAAGACUUAUACAACCACUCUUGAGAGCCAUAGCACGGUAGCUUAUUCUGAAACAGAUAAGCAUAGAAGAACCACAAGCAGUGUGAGUUUUACUACACCAGAAAUGUCCACACAUCUGUCAGCCAUCAUAUCCACCAUCAUCACACCACAUGAGAAUGCAACCUCUUCAGUUUCCACAAGACCAGAGAGGUCAGCAACCACUUCAGGACACAGCAAAUCCCAGGUUCCAAUGACCAUGGUCAAUUCCCCAACAGUUUCUGAAAUUCACUCAACUUCACAAAACAUAGGGUCAUCAGCCUCUGCAUUUUCUUUUGUGACACAACACACAAGUUCAACGGUUUUGCCUACCGAUAAGGAAGUCAACACUGUGAGUACAGCAGGAAAUGAAACCACAGAACAAGUAACAAGCUCUACAAGCCUCAGAACUUCAAUGCCGGCCACCUUUGCAGAUACUACACACGUAUCAACAAUGACUACUGCUGAAUCUACACAGCAAAAGACAACAUUCUCUUCAACCCUAACUAGACUGGAAGAUAGCACAAGCUCUUCCAUCGCAACAUCUGUAGAUGUGACAAAAAGUAUGACAAUAUCCACUGUUCCUAAGGGCGUUACAAGCUCUACAACAACUAGUGGCAUGGCACUCUCUGAAAGUCUAAUUACCAAGGUAGAACCAUCCAUGGAGAAAAGCAGUUCAACAGCCACCAUUACUCGCCAAGGGAUGACAUCCACUGUGCCCAAAGAAUCUAUGAAACAAACACAAGACAUACAAAGUUACUCAACCAACAAUCAUUUGGAAGAGACAGAAACCAUAUCAAUCAUCACCAGGUCUCCAAAUACUGCAACAAAUGUAAUUUCUGUUUCUGGAAGGGUCACUAAUAUGGAAAGAACAGAUGAUAAGGCUUAUGCAACCUCUCGUGAGAACCAUGGCACUGUAGAUUAUUCUGAAACAACGUCCAAAGGUACUAAAACCUCCAGUUUGCCAAAAACAAGAACCCUUUCUUCUGCUACUACAUUACUGGAAACAUAUACAAGUCCUUUAAUUUCCAUUCGAGAAAGGGAGACAAUCUCUGAAAUCAGUACAGAAUCUCCAAAGACUACAACAAAUGUAACUUCUGUUUCUGGAGAAAUUACUAAUCAACAAAAAACAUAUGAUAAGACUUAUACAACCACUCUUGAGAGCCAUAGCACUGUAGCUUAUUCUGAAACAGAUAAGCAUAGAAAAACCACAAGCAGUGUGAGUUUUACUACACCAGAAAUGUCCACACAUCUGUCAGCCAUCGUAUCCACCAUCCGCACACCACAUGAGAAUGCAACCUAUUCAGUUUCCACAAGACCAGAGAGGUCAGCAACCACUUCAGGACACAGCAAAUCCCAGGAAAUUCCAAUGACCAUGGUCAAUUCCCCAACAGUUUCUGAAAUUCACUCAACUUCACAAAACAUAGGGUCAUCAGCCUCUGCAUUUUCUUUUGUGACACAACACACAAGUUCAACGGUUUUGCCUACCGAGAAGGAAGUCAACACUGUGAGUACAGCAGGAAAUGAAACCCCAAAACAAGUAGCAAGCUCUACAAGCCUCAGAACUUCAAUGCCGGCCACCUUUGCAGAUACUACACACGUAUCAACAAUGACUACUGCUGAAUCUACACAGCAAAAGACAACAUUCUCUUCAACCCUAACUAGACUGGAAGAUAGCACAAGCUCUUCCAUCGCAACAUCUGUAGAUGUGACAAAAAGUAUGGCAAUAUCCACUGUUCCUAAGGGCGUUACAAGGUCUACAACAACUAGUGGCAUGGGACUCUCUGAAAGUCUAGUUACCAAGGUAGAACCAACCCUGGAGACAAGCAGUUCAACAGCCACCAUUACUCUCCAAGGGAUGACAUCCACUGUGCCCAAAGAAUCUAUGAAACAAACACAGGACAUACAAAGUUACUCAACCAACAAUAAUUUGGAAGAGACAGAAACCAUAUCAAUCAUCACCAGGUCUCCAAAUACUGCAACAAAUGUAAUUUCUGUUUCUGGAAGGGACACACAUAUGGAAAGAACAGAUGAUAAGGCUUAUGCAACCACUCAUGAGAACCAUGGCACUGUAGAUUAUUCUGAAACAAUGUCCAAAGGUACUGAAACCUCCAGUUUGCCAAAAACAAGAACCCUUUCUUCUGCUACUACAUUACUGAAAACAUAUACAAGUCCUUUAAUUACCAUUCGAGAAAGGGAGACAAUCUCUGAAAUCAGUACAGAGUCUCCAAAAACUGCAACAAAGGUAAUUUCUGUUUCUGGAGGAAUUACUAAUCAGCAAAGAACAUAUGAUAAGACUUAUACAACCACUCUUGAGAGCCAUAGCACUGUAGCUUAUGCUGAAACAGAUAAGCAUAGAAGAACCACAAGCAGAGUGAGUUUUACUACACCAGAAAUGUCCACACAUCUGUCAGCCAUCUUAUCCACCAUCCGCACACCACAUGAGAAUGCAACCUCUUCAGUUUCCACAAGACCAGAGAGGUCAGCAACCACUUCAGGACACAGCAAAUCCCAGGAAAUUCCAAUGACCAUGGUCAAUUCCCCAACAGUUUCUGAAAUUCACUCAACUUCACAAAACAUAGGGUCAUCAGCCUCUGCAUUUUCUUUUGUGACACAACACACAAGUGCAAGUGUUUUGCCUACUGAGAAGGAAGUCAACACUGUGAGUACAGCAGGAAAUGAAACCCCAGAACAAGUAACAAGCUCUACGAGCCUCAGAACUUCAAUGCCGGCCAUCUUUGCAGAUACUACACACGUAUCAACAAUGACUACAGCUGAAUCUACACAGCAAAAGACAACAUUCUCUUCAACCCUAACUAGACUGGAAGAUAGCACAAGCUCUUUCAUCGCAACAUCUGUAGAUGUGACAAAAAGUAUGGCAAUAUCAACUGUUCCUAAAGGCGUUACAAGCUCUACAACAACUAGUGGCAUGGGACUCUCUGAAAGUCUAGUUACCAAGGUAGAACCAACCCUGGAGACAAGCAGUUCAACAGCCACCAUUACUCUCAAAGGGAUGACAUCCACUGUGCCCAAAGAAUCUAUGAAACAAACACAAGACAUACAAAGUUACUCAACCAACAAUAAUUUGGAAGAGACAGAAACCAUAUCAAUCAUCACCAGGUCUCCAAAUACUGCAACAAAUGUAAUUUCUGUUCCUGGAAGGGACACUCAUAUGGAAAUAACAGAUGAUAAGGCUUAUGCAACCACUCAUGAGAACCAUGGCACUGUAGAUUAUUCUGAAACAAUGUCCAAAGGUACUGAAACCUCCAGUUUGCCAAAAACAAGAACCCUUUCUUCUGCUACUACAUUACUGAAAACAUAUACAAGUCCUUUAAUUACCAUUCGAGAAAGGGAGACAAUCUCUGAAAUCAGUACAGAGUCUCCAAAGACUGCAACAAAUGUCAUUUCUGUUUCUGGAGGAAUUACUAAUCAGCAAAGAACAUAUGAUAAGACUUAUACAACCACUCUUGAGAGCCAUAGCACUGUAGCUUAUUCUGAAACAGAUGAGCAUAGAAGAACCACAAGCAGAGUGAAUUUUACUACACCAGAAAUGUCCACACAUCUGUCAGCCAUCAUAUCCACCAUCAUCACACCACAUGAGAAUGCAACCUCUUCAGUUUCCACAAGACCAGAGAGGUCAGCAACCACUUCAGGACACAGCAAAUCCCAGGAAAUUCCAAUGACCAUGGUCAAUUCCCCAACAGUUUCUGAAAUUCACUCAACUUCACAAAACAUAGGGUCAUCAGCCUCUGCAUUUUCUUUUUUGACACAACACACAAGUUCAACGGUUUUGCCUAGCGAGAAGGAAGUCAACACUGUGAGUACAGCAGGAAAUGAAACCCCAGAACAAGUAGCAAGCUCUACAAGCCUCAGAACUUCAAUGCCGGCCACCUUUGCAGAUACUACACACGUAUCAACAAUGACUACUGCUGAAUCUACACAGCAAAAGACAACAUUCUCUUCAACCCUAACUAGACUGGAAGAUAGCACAAGCUCUUCCAUCGCAACAUCUGUAGAUGUGACAAAAAGUAUGGCAAUAUCCACUGUUCCUAAGGGCGUUACAAGGUCUACAACAACUAGUGGCAUGGGACUCUCUGAAAGUCUAGUUACCAAGGUAGAACCAACCAUGGAGACAAGCAGUUCAACAGCCACCAUUACUCUCCAAGGGAUGACAUCCACUGUGCCCAAAGAAUCUAUGAAACAAACACAGGACAUACAAAGUUAUUCAACCAACAAUAAUUUGGAAGAGACAGAAACCAUAUCAAUCAUCACCAGGUCUCCAAAUACUGCAACAAAUGGAAUUUCUGUUUCUGGAAGGGACACACAUAUGGAAAGAACAGAUGAUAAGGCUUAUGCAACCACUCAUGAGAACCAUGGCACUGUAGAUUAUUCUGAAACAAUGUCCAAAGGUACUGAAACCUCCAGUUUGCCAAAAACAAGAACCCUUUCUUCUGCUACUACAUUACUGAAAACAUAUACAAGUCCUUUAAUUACCAUUCGAGAAAGGGAGACAAUCUCUGAAAUCAGUACAGAGUCUCCAAAAACUGCAACAAAGGUAAUUUCUGUUUCUGGAGGAAUUACUAAUCAGCAAAGAACAUACGAUAAGACUUAUACAACCACUCUUGAGAGCCAUAGCACUGUAGCUUAUGCUGAAACAGAUAAGCAUAGAAGAACCACAAGCAGAGUGAGUUUUACUACACCAGAAAUGUCCACACAUCUGUCAGCCAUCUUAUCCACCAUCCGCACACCACAUGAGAAUGCAACCUCUUCAGUUUCCACAAGACCAGAGAGGUCAGCAACCACUUCAGGACACAGCAAAUCCCAGGAAAUUCCAAUGACCAUGGUCAAUUCCCCAACAGUUUCUGAAAUUCACUCAACUUCACAAAACAUAGGGUCAUCAGCCUCUGCAUUUUCUUUUGUGACACAACACACAAGUUCAACGGUUUUGCCUACCGAGAAGGAAGUCAACACUGUGAGUACAGCAGGAAAUGAAACCCCAGAACAAGUAACAAGCUCUACAAGCCUCAGAACUUCAAUGCCGGCCACCUUUGCAGAUACUACACACGUAUCAACAAUGACUACUGCUGAAUCUACACAGCAAAAGACAACAUUCUCUUCAACCCUAACUAGACUGGAAGAUAGCACAAGCUCUUCCAUCGCAACAUCUGUAGAUGUGACAAAAAGUAUGGCAAUAUCCACUGUUCCUAAGGGCGUUACAAGGUCUACAACAACUAGUGGCAUGGGACUCUCUGAAAGUCUAGUUACCAAGGUAGAACCAACCAUGGAGACAAGCAGUUCAACAGCCACCAUUACUCUCCAAGGGAUGACAUCCACUGUGCCCAAAGAAUCUAUGAAACAAACACAGGACAUACAAAGUUAUUCAACCAACAAUAAUUUGGAAGAGACAGAAACCAUAUCAAUCAUCACCAGGUCUCCAAAUACUGCAACAAAUGGAAUUUCUGUUUCUGGAAGGGACACUCAUAUGGAAAUAACAGAUGAUAAGGCUUAUGCAACCACUCAUGAGAACCAUGGCACUGUAGAUUAUUCUGAAACAAUGUCCAAAGGUACUGAAACCUCCAGUUUGCCAAAAACAAGAACCCUUUCUUCUGCUACUACAUUACUGAAAACAUAUACAAGUCCUUUAAUUACCAUUCGAGAAAGGGAGACAAUCUCUGAAAUCAGUACAGAGUCUCCAAAAACUGCAACAAAGGUAAUUUCUGUUUCUGGAGGAAUUACUAAUCAGCAAAGAACAUAUGAUAAGACUUAUACAACCACUCUUGAGAGCCAUAGCACUGUAGCUUAUGCUGAAACAGAUAAGCAUAGAAGAACCACAAGCAGAGUGAGUUUUACUACACCAGAAAUGUCCACACAUCUGUCAGCCAUCAUAUCCACCAUCCGCACACCACAUGAGAAUGCAACCUCUUCAGUUUCCACAAGACCAGAGAGGUCAGUAACCACUUCAGGACACAGCAAAUCCCAGGAAAUUCCAAUGACCAUGGUCAAUUCCCCAACAGUUUCUGAAAUUCACUCAACUUCACAAAACAUAGGGUCAUCAGCCUCUGCAUUUUCUUUUGUGACACAACACACAAGUGCAAGUGUUUUGCCUACCGAGAAGGAAGUCAACACUGUGAGUACAGCAGGAAAUGAAACCCCAGAACAAGUAACAAGCUCUACAAGCCUCAGAACUUCAAUGCCGGCCACUUUUGCAGAUACUACACACGUAUCAACAAUGACUACUGCUGAAUCUACACAGCAAAAGACAACAUUCUCUUCAACCCUAACUAGACUGGAAGAUAGCAUAAGCUCUUCCAUUGCAACAUCUGUAGAUGUGACAAAAAGUAUGGCAAUAUCCACUGUUCCUAAGGGCGUUACAAGCUCUACAACAACUAGUGGCAUGGGACUCUCUGAAAGUCUAAUUACCAAGGUAGAACCAACCAUGGAGACAAGCAGUUCAACAGCCACCAUUACUCGCCAAGGGAUGACAUCCACUGUGCCCAAAGAAUCUAUGAAACAAACACAAGACAUACAAAGUUACUCAACCAACAAUCAUUUGGAAGAGACAGAAACCAUAUCAAUCAUCACCAGGUCUCCAAAUACUGCAACAAAUGUAAUUUCUGUUUCUGGAAGGGUCACUCAUAUGGAAAGAACAGAUGAUAAGGCUUAUGCAACCACUCAUGAGAACCAUGGCACUGUAGAUUAUUCUGAAACAAUGUCCAAAGGUACUGAAACCUCCAGUUUGCCAAAAACAAGAACCCUUUCUUCUGCUACUACAUUACUGAAAACAUAUACAAGUCCUUUAAUUACCAUUCGAGAAAGGGAGACAAUCUCUGAAAUCAGUACAGAGUCUCCAAAGACUGCAACAAAGGUAAUUUCUAUUUCUGGAGGAAUUACUAAUCAGCAAAGAACAUAUGAUAAGACUUAUACAACCACUCUUGAGAACCAUAGCACUGUAGCUUGUGCUGAAACAGAUAAGCAUAGAAGAACCACAAGCAGAGUGAGUUUUACUACACCAGAAAUGUCCACACAUCUGUCAACCAUCAUAUCCACCAUCCGCACACCACAUGAGAAUGCAACCUCUUCAGUUUCCACAAGACCAGAGAGGUCAGCAACCACUUCAGGACACAGCAAAUCCCAGGAAAUUCCAAUGACCAUGGUCAAUUCCCCAACAGUUUCUGAAAUUCACUCAACUUCAGAAAACAUAGGGUCAUCAGCCUCUGCAUUUUCUUUUGUGACACAACACACAAGUUCAACGGUUUUGCCUACCGAGAAGGAAGUCAACACUGUGAGUACAGCAGGAAAUGAAACCCCAGAACAAGUAGCAAGCUCUACGAGCCUCAGAACUUCAAUGCCGGCCACCUUUGCCGAUACUACACACGUAUCAACAAUGACUACUGCUGAAUCUACACAGCAAAAGACAACAUUCUCUUCAACCCUAACUAGACUGGAAGAUAGCACAAGCUCUUCCAUCGCAACAUCUGUAGAUGUGACAAAAAGUAUGACAAUAUCCACUGUUCCUAAGGGCGUUACAAGCUCUACAACAACUAGUGGCAUGGGACUCUCUGAAAGUCUAAUUACCAAGGUAGAACCAACCAUGGAGACAAGCAGUUUAACAGCCACCAUUACUCGCCAAGGGAUGACAUCCACUGUGCCCAAAGAAUCUAUGAAACAAACACAAGACAUACAAAGUUACUCAACCAACAAUAAUUUGGAAGAGACAGAAACCAUAUCAAUCAUCACCAGGUCUCCAAAUACUGCAACAAAUGUAAUUUCUGUUUCUGGAAGGGUCACUCAUAUGGAAAGAACAGAUGAUAAGGCUUAUGCAACCACUCAUAAGAACCAUGGCACUGUAGAUUAUUCUGAAACAAUGUCCAAAGGUACUGAAACCUCAAGUUUGCCAAAAACAAGAACCCUUUCUUCUGCUACUACAUUACUGAAAACAUAUACAAGUCCUUUAAUUACCAUUCGAGAAACGGAGACAAUCUCUGAAAUCAGUACAGAAUCUCCAAAGACUGCAAGAAAUGUCAUUUCUGUUUCUGGAGAAAUUACUAAUCAGCAAAGAACAUAUGAUAAGACUUAUACAACCACUCUUGAGAGCCAUAGCACUGUAGCUUAUUCUGAAACAGAUAAGCAUAGAAGAACCACAAGCAGAGUGAGUUUUACUACACCAGAAAUGUCCACACAUCUGUCAGCCAUCAUAUCCACCAUCCGCACACCACAUGAGAAUGCAACCUCUUCAGUUUCCACAAGACCAGAGAGGUCAGCAACCACUUCAGGACACAGCAAAUCCCAGGAAAUUCCAAUGACCAUGGUCAAUUCCCCAACAGUUUCUGAAAUUCACUCAACUUCAGAAAACAUAGGGUCAUCAGCCUCUGCAUUUUCUUUUGUGACACAACACACAAGUUCAACGGUUUUGCCUACCAAGAAGGAAGUCAACACUGUGAGUACAGCAGGAAAUGAAACCCCAGAACAAGUAGCAAGCUCUACGAGCCUCAGAACUUCAAUGCCGGCCACCUUUGCAGAUACUACACACGUAUCAACAAUGACUACUGCUGAAUCUACACAGCAAAAGACAACAUUCUCUUCAACCCUAACUAGACUGGAAGAUAGCACAAGCUCUUCCAUCGCAACAUCUGUAGAUGUGACAAAAAGUAUGACAAUAUCCACUGUUCCUAAGGGCAUUACAAGCUCUACAACAACUAGUGGCAUGGGACUCUCUGAAAGUCUAAUUACCAAGGUAGAACCAACCAUGGAGACAAGCAGUUCAACAGCCACCAUUACUCGCCAAGGGAUGACAUCCACUGUGCCCAAAGAAUCUAUGAAACAAACACAAGACAUACAAAGUUACUCAACCAACAAUAAUUUGGAAGAGACAGAAACCAUAUCAAUCAUCACCAGGUCUCCAAAUACUGCAACAAAUGUAAUUUCUGUUUCUGGAAGGGACACUCAUAUGGAAAUAACAGAUGAUAAGGCUUAUGCAACCACUCAUGAGAACCAUGGCACUGUAGAUUAUUCUGAAACAACGUCCAAAGGUACUGAAACCUCCAGUUUGCCAAAAACAAGAACCCUUUCUUCUGCUACUACCUUACUGAAAACAUAUACAAGUCCUUUAAUUACCAUUCGAGAAAGGGAGACAAUCUCUGAAAUCAGUACAGAGUCUCCAAAGACUGCAACAAAUGUCAUUUCUGUUUCUGGAGAAAUUACUAAUCAGCAAAGAACAUAUGAUAAGACUUAUACAACCACUCUUGCGAGCCAUAGCACUGUAGCUUAUUCUGAAACAGAUAAGCAUAGAAGAACCACAAGCAGAGUGAGUUUUACUAUACCAGAAAUGUCCACACAUCUGUCAGCCAUCAUAUCCACCAUCCACACACCACAUGAGAAUGCAACCUCUUCAGUUUCCACAAGACCAGAGAGGUCAGCAACGACUUCAGGACACAGCAAAUCCCAGGAAAUUCCAAUGACCAUGGUCAAUUCCCCAUCAGUUUCUGAAAUUCACUCAACUUCACAAAACAUAGGGUCAUCAGCCUCUGCAUUUUCUUUUGUGACACAACACACAAGUUCAACGGUUUUGCCUACCGAUAAGGAAGUCAACACUGUGAGUACAGCAGGAAAUGAAACCCCAGAACAAGUAACAAGCUCUACGAGCCUCAGAACUUCAAUGCCGGCCACCUUUGCAGAUACUACACACGUAUCAAAAAUGACUACUGCUGAAUCUACACAGCAAAAGACAACAUUCUCUUCAACCCUAACUAGACUGGAAGAUAGCACAAGCUCUUCCAUCGCAACAUCUGUAGAUGUGACAAAAAGUAUGGCAAUAUCCACUGUUCCUAAGGGCGUUAAAAGCUCUACAACAACUAGUGGCAUGGGACUCUCUGAAAGUCUAGUUACCAAGGUAGAACCAACCAUGGAGACAAGCAGUUCAACAGCCACCAUUACUCUCCAAGGGAUGACAUCCACUGUGCCCAAAGAAUCUAUGAAACAAACACAAGACAUACAAAGUUACUCAACCAACAAUAAUUUGGAAGAGACAGAAAACAUAUCAAUCAUCACCAGGUCUCCAAAUACUGCAACAAAUGUAAUUUCUGUUUCUGGAAGGGUCACUCAUAUGGAAAGAACAGAUGAUAAGGCUUAUGCAACAACUCAUGAGAACCAUGGCACUGUAGAUUAUUCUGAAACAAUGUUCAAAGGUACUGAAACCUCCAGUUUGCCAAAAACCUCUUCCGUUUCCACAAGACCAGAAAGGUCAGCAACCACUUCAGGACACAGCAAAUCCCAGGAAAUUCCAAUGACCAUGGUCAAUUCCCCAACAGUUUCUGAAAUUCACUCAACUUCACAAAACAUAGGGUCAUCAGCCUCUGCAUUUUCUUUUGUGACACAAUACACAAGUGCAAGUGUUUUGCCUACCGAGAAGGAAGUCAACACUGUGAGUACGGCAGGAAAUGAAACCCCAGAACAAGUAACAAGCUCUACAAGCCUCAGAACUUCAAUGUUGGCCACCUCUGCAGAUACUACUCCCAUAUCAUCAAUGACUACUGCUGGAUCUAUACAAGAUAGAACAUCGUCUUCAACCCUAACUAGACUCAUAGACAGCAGAAGCUCUUCCAUAGGAACAUCUGUAGAUAUGACAAAAACUAUGGAAAUAUCCACCGUUCCUAUUGGAGUUACAAGUUCUACAAUAACUAGGGGCAUGGGACUCUCUGAUAGAUUUGUUACCAAAGUAGAACCAACCCUGGAGACAAGAGAAAAGACAGAAACCAUACCAUCAGCCUCUGCAUUUUCUCUUAUGACACAACAUAGUGCAAGUGCUUUGCCUAGUACAGCAGAAAAUGAAACCACACAAGAAGUAACAAGCUCUACAAGCCUCAGAAAUUCAAGGUCAACCUCCUUUGCAGAUACUACACCUGUAGCAACAGUGACUUCUGCUGAAUCUAGACAACAGGAGACAACAUUCUCUUCAACCAUAUCAAGACAGGAAGAGAGGACAAGCUCAUCCAUCACAACAACUAUAGAUGUGACAAAAAGUAUGGCAAAAGCCACCACUCCUACAGAGCGUACAAGCUCUACAACAACUAGUGGCAUGGGACUCUCUGAAACUAUUGUUAGCAAGGAAAAACCAACCCUGGAGACAAGGAGUUCAACAGCCACCAUUACUCUCCAAGAGUUGACACCCAAUGUGCCCAUAGAUUCGGCCAAACUAACACAAGACAGACAAAGUUUCUCAAACAACAAUAAUUUGGAAGAGACAAAAACCACAUCAACCAUCACUAUGAGAAUGGGGGAAACUGAAAAAAUUACAAGUUCUACAUCUCUUGCAACUUCAAGCACUGCCGAGGCAACACACAAAAUAACAAUCUUAUCUGCUGAAUCCACCCCUCCAGAGACUAUGUUGUCUGCAUCCAAAACAGGCCCUGGGGAGAACACAAGCUCAAGUGUGACGACAAGUUUGGCAAUAUCAUCUACUCCCCAGAAACAUGGAAGCUCUCAAGCUACAAGUAGAAGCAAAGUCUCUGAAAGUCCAACCACAGAAACAGCAUCACUUACUGAGACUCCCACCAUAUCAGCCCAAGAGAUUACAUCCAAUGUCCUCACAGCAAAAGAUAUCGAAAGCUUGCAAAAUUCUAACACAUUAGAAACUAAUGAAAUCACUUCAUAUAUUUCAACACAAGAAACCACAAGUGGUAAAUCCCUAAAAACGCAGCCAAUGGGAAAAAACUCUACAAUUACGACUACAACCACAACGUCCAAAGGUACUGAAACCUCCACUUUGCCAAAAACAAGAACACUUUCUUCUGCUACUACAAUACUGAAAACAUCUAAAAGUCCUUUAAUUACUAUUCGAGAAAGGGAGACAGUCUCCGAAAUCAGUCCAGUGUCUCCAAAGACGGCAACAAAUCUAAUUUCUGUUUCUGGAAGCAUAACUAAUAAGCAAAGAACAGAUGAUAAAACUUAUACAACUACUCUUGAGAGCCAUGGCACUGUAGAUUAUUCUGAAACAGAUAGGCAUAGAAGAACCACAAGCAGAGUGAGUUUUACAACACCAGAAAUGUCUACUCAUAUUUCAGCCAUCACAUCCUCCAUCCGUACCCCACAUGACCAUGCAACUUCUUCAAGAACAGAGAGUACUACAUCCACAUUAGUAGUAUAUAGUCCUGUUGAGAAGACAAGUACAAGUACAACUACAAGAUAUAGUACAAGAUCAGACGUGAUGAUUAACAUGGCAAAUUCAACUACUGCUCGGGAGCAUAGAAGGUCUGAAGUAACUAGUGGAACCAAAGCCUUUCAAAGUCCAAUAAAGGAUGUAAAACUAAUUAAUGAGACCACCACUAGAUCUGCCCAAGAUAUCACAUCGGAAAUUUUUACAGAGACUGCUGGACAAACAUCAUCCCAAGACAUGCAAAACUUUACUGCCACUAACCUAUUAGAAGGCAAUAAAAACACUUUAGGAUUUUCAACAAAGGGUGCACAGACCUCUGAAACCAACAAAACAUCACCCAGCAUACAAACCAGUAGUGCAAUAUCCCGAAGUCCUUUAAGCACCAUACAAAAAGGAUCAACAGAAGACCAAACUACAGAGACCACUGUUCCCUCAACAAAUGAGGCCGCACAUACAUCAGAAACAGCAACAGUUCCUUUAAGUAAAACUUCAGAAACAACAUUACCUAUAACAAAUGAGACUACCCAGGCAUCAACAACUACAGAGAACACAGUUCCCUCAACAACAACAAUAUUGUCUACUUCAGAAAAAACAGUUCCUUCAACAGAGACCACAGUUCCCUCAACAACCACAGAAUCUACAACUUCAGAAACAACAACAGUUCCUUCCAGUACAACUUCAGAAACAACAUUACCCUCAUCAACUGAAACUACUCCAGCACCAAUAAAUACAGAGACCAUAGCUCCAUCAACAACCACAGUGUCUACAACCUCAGAAACAACAUUACACUCAUCAACUGAAACUACUCCAGCACCAACAACUACAGAGACCACAGGUCCCUCAACAACCACAGAGUCUACAACCUCAGAAACAACAGUUCCUUUGAGUACAACUGCAGAAACAAUAUUACCCUCAUCAACUGAUACUACUCCAGUAACAACAACUACAGAGACCAUAGCUCACUCAACAACCACAGAAUCUACAACUUCAGAAACAACAUUACCCUCAUCAACUAAAACUACACCAACACCAAUAACUACAGAGACCACAGUUCCCUCAACAACCACAGAGUCUAUAACCUCAGAAACAACAGUUCCUUUGAGUACAACUUCAGAAACAACAUUACCCUCAUCAAUUGAAACUACUCCAGCACCAACAACUACAGAGACCAUAGGUCCCUCAACAACCACACAGCCUACAACCUCAGAAACAACAGUUCCUUUGAGUACAACUGCAGAAACAACAUUACCCUCAUCAACUGAAAUUACUCCAGUGACAACAACUACAGAGACCAUAGCUCCCUCAACAACCAGAGAAUCUACAACCUCAGAAACAACAGUUCGUUCGAGUACAACGGCAGAAACAACAUUACCCUCAUCAACUGAAACUACUCCAGUAACAACAACUACAGAGACCAUAGCUCCCUCAACAACCACAGAAUCAACAGUACCCUCAUCAACUGAAACUAUUCCAUACAACUGCAGAAAAAACAUUACCUUCAACCGAAACAACUCCAGCACCAACAGCUACAGAGACCACAGGUCCCUCAACAACCACAGAGUCUACAACUUCAGAAACAACCGUUCCUUCGAGUACAACUGCAGAAACAAAAUUACCCUCAUCAACUGA
Xenopus laevis (African clawed frog) is the source of this 20379-nucleotide messenger RNA. Its product is annotated as serine-rich adhesin for platelets-like. NCBI's taxonomy places the organism in Eukaryota, Metazoa, Chordata, Amphibia, Anura, Pipidae. The record is from RefSeq and is a predicted model, not a curated record. The transcript has 5 exons. Bases 1 to 20379 code for a protein of 6792 amino acids.